Ananas comosus (pineapple) is the source of this 1216-nucleotide messenger RNA. Its product is annotated as myc-associated zinc finger protein-like. Bases 1 to 642 code for a protein of 213 amino acids. NCBI's taxonomy places the organism in Eukaryota, Viridiplantae, Streptophyta, Magnoliopsida, Poales, Bromeliaceae. The transcript has 6 exons. The record is from RefSeq and is a predicted model, not a curated record.
AUGAAUUCCGGAAUCCCUAGUGAUGUGGCCGCAGAAGAGGCGGUGGAAGCUUGCAGCAGAAUACAAGAGAUGGCAUUUAGAAUCAUAACUAUAGCCUCAGUUGUUUACCCAUCUUCGUCGUCCCCUCCGCCUCCGCCAACUGUGGCUCCAGCACCCCUCAUCGUCUCGUCCUCCCCUGCGGGCGCCAACAGUUGCUUCGCCGUGGGCCGCCUCCCCUGCGGCUCCAGCACCCUUGCGGCAACCACAUCGUCGCCCUCCACGUCCGCAACCCCCUCGCCGCCUCCACCCUCCUCUACUCCCACGGCAACGCCGCCGACCUCGGCCAUAUGUACGACCUCUUCCUCGAGCUCAGCAUCCACCUCCGGCGUCAACGUCCUCGGGACCUGCCUUCUAGCUAAACCCGCUGGUGGAACCGCCUUUGAGGUUGACCGCGGCCAGAAGCUCAUCUUCAAGGUCAAAAUUUGGUGGGCUGGUCUUAUGAGAGGAGCUGUAUCCAUUGCACUUGCUUACAAUAAGUUUACUAGAGCUAUUUAUACCCAACUGCCUAGCAACGCUGUGAUGAUCACCAGCACAAUAACAGUUGUUCUCUUUGGCACAAUUGCAAUGGUAGGAGAAAGCAAGAAGUCCAUAGUAACAAGUUAACAAGUCUAAUAGAGCCUCGACUUCAUCACGAAGAACUGUGGAGUGUCGAUCUGAAAAACCAUGGCUUAGAUCACAAUCCCAAAAAUUAGAACCCACUCCAUCUCUCAGUGAAAAUCCGCAUGCUUCCACUCAUCUUCCUCCAACUAUAACUGAUCGGCCGUCAUCUCCAACUAUUGCUAAUCCGGACACUAACACUACAGGUUUUGUUACAGAUUUAAGUUUUAUUAUUAAUUAAAUGUAGUGAACUCAUUGGCUUUGUAUUCAAAAAUGCAGUUACCAAUAGCAUCAUGAAUGCAGUGAACACAUUUGAAACAAAUUGAUGAAUGCAGUGAACACAUCAUGAAUGCUUUGAAAUGUUUGGCAGGUCAUUGGUGAUGUAUUGAAUCGGCAUGUAAGAAUUUAGACAUAUUUUGAAAACUUUACAUUUGAUAGCAUGUGGAUAUGACAAAAACACUAUUAUUGUGUUUUAUUUUUUGGUUGUGUUGGGUGAUUGUAUUAGAUGACAAUGCAGUGAUACUCUAACAUACAUGGUUCUUGUGAGACAAUUUAAAUUACUUAGUUUGAUUCAGUCUUA